CGCCGCCGCUUUGUUUGUCGGUGCGUUUGAAGUUUUUUUUAGCGUGCAACAAAUUGUUUACCUUAUCAAAGGAGGAGGCUGUCAUUAGCGCACUAGCUCGAGUCGCCAUUAGUCUUCGCCUUAGUCACAAUCCAGAAUGUCGGGAACCAUACUCGAGAACUUGAGCGGCCGCAAACUGUCCAUAUUGGUGGGCAGCUUGCUGCUGUGUCAAGUGUUGUGCUUCCUGCUGGGUGGGCUGUACGCGCCCGUACCCGCCGGCCAUACCAACGUACUUGGCUCUCUGUGCAGGGAGAACAAUGCGCGUCAGAACGACACCAGCUUCUUUUUGUACUCGCGUGGCGAAGGAGCCUGCACCCAGGUGACACGCGAGGAGGUGGAACAGGACUCGAUGAAGCUGGCCAACCAGAUUGUGCAUGUCUUCCAGAUGCCACUGCCGCGCGACAGUCGCGUGCUGGACUACUCGCGCUGGCAACAGAAUCUCAUUGGCGUGCUGCAAGUCGAGUUCGGCUAUGACUCUUCCUCGGAGCUACGCGAACCCCCAAAGGAGCUGCAGCUGACGAUCGACAUGCGCCUGGCCUACCGCAACAAGGGCGAUCCCGAUCACGCUUGGAAGCUGUACGCUCAUGGCGUGGAGCAUCGCUAUCUGGACUGCGUUGCCGCUCACAUCGGUGCCUCGGAGACGCUCUACACCUGCGACAUGAUUCCACUCUUUGAACUGGGGGCCCUGCAUCACAGUUUCUAUCUGCUGAAUCUACGCUUCCCGCUGGACACGCCCAAGCAGAUGAACCUCCAGUUCGGACACAUGCACGACCUCACGCUGACUGCGAUCCACCAGAACGGUGGCUUCACCCACGUCUGGCUGAUGCUGAAGACCUUCCUCUUUCCCUUUGUGGUGGGCAUCAUGGUGUGGUUCUGGCGCAGGGUUCAUCUGCUGCAGAGAUCUCCAGCCCUGCUGGAGUACAUGCUGCUCUAUCUCGGCGGCGCACUGACAUUCCUAAACUUGCCGCUGGAGUACCUGUCGCUCUCCAUCGAGAUGCCCUACAUGCUGCUGCUGAGCGACAUUCGCCAGGGCAUCUUCUACGCCAUGUUGCUCUCGUUCUGGCUGGUCUUUGCCGGCGAGCAUAUGCUGAUCCAAGACUCCCCCAACAAGUCCACCAUUCGUUCACGCUACUGGAAACAUCUCUCGGCCGUCGUCGUUGGCUGCAUCUCGCUGUUUGUCUUUGACAUUUCCGAGCGCGGUGUGCAGCUGCGUAAUCCAUUUUACUCCAUCUGGACGACCCCACUGGGCGCCAAGGUGGCCAUGAGCUUUAUUCUUCUAGCGGGUGUCUCGGCGGCUGUUUACUUUCUGUUUCUCUGCUACAUGAUAUCGAAGGUGUUCAAGAACAUUGGCGACAAGCGCACCUCAUUGCCAUCAAUGUCUCAAGCGCGUCGCCUGCACUACGAGGGACUCAUCUAUCGCUUCAAAUUCCUUAUGCUGGCCACACUGCUCUGCGCCGCUCUCACCGUAACUGGCUUCAUCAUGGGCCAAAUGGCGGAGGGCCAGUGGAAAUGGAAUGAAGACGUGGAGAUUCAGCUGACCUCGGCCUUCUUGACUGGCGUCUACGGCAUGUGGAACAUUUACAUCUUUGCGCUGCUCAUUCUGUACGCACCCAGCCACAAGCAGUGGCCAACAAUGCAUCACAGUGACGAGACCACGCAGUCGAACGAAAACAUUGUGGCAUCCGCAGCCAGUGAGGAGAUCGAGUUUAGCAAUUUGCCCUCCGACUCCAAUCCCAGUGAGAUAUCCUCGCUUACCUCCUUCACGCGCAAGGUGGCAUUUGAGUAGAGGAUUCCAUUUCCAUUAAGUUGUGUGCCAAGCAAAGAGCUGCUGUGGCUGUAACGCUCAGUUUAUUAGCAGUAGAGAGAGAGAGAGAGAGAGAGAGUGGAGUGUGUAUGUAGCAUUUCUUGCCUAGUUUCGCACUUAACAAUCUGUAUCAGCAUUAUUAAUUAAUUAACUUUAUCAUUAUCAAAUACCACAUAGACCACCUUCGGUAGCUAUUUCUCAAGCAAGCUCAAAGUGUUUUCCAAUCGAUUUGAAUGUUGAAUUUCCUCCUUUGUGUUUGCCUCGGCAGUCAGUAUUAUCUUUUGAGUCCAUUUUUAAUAGCCUGUAAGAUUUUUAUAUUCAUAAAUAUUUAUCAAGAUAACUUUUUAACAAUUUUUGUAUUUAUAUUUAUACAAUAUCUAUAUACAUACCACACCCAUAACUAUGCGUAGAAUUCCUUUGCCCCUCCAUAUUUUGUAACUGAAAAACGUAGAGCAAUUUUCUUACUCAAGUAGCGAUGCAACGAAUAAAAAGCAAUAUUAAAAAAGGCUAAA
Drosophila guanche is the source of this 2355-nucleotide messenger RNA. It is a transcript of the gene wls, whose product is annotated as protein wntless. Lineage: Eukaryota; Metazoa; Arthropoda; Insecta; Diptera; Drosophilidae. The transcript has 2 exons. Gene Ontology annotation, molecular function: Wnt-protein binding. Bases 137 to 1825 code for a protein of 562 amino acids. Gene Ontology annotation, biological process: Wnt protein secretion; intracellular protein transport; Wnt signaling pathway. The record is from RefSeq and is a predicted model, not a curated record. Gene Ontology annotation, cellular component: organelle membrane; endomembrane system.